Dictyostelium purpureum is the source of this 742-nucleotide messenger RNA. RefSeq lists its product as uncharacterized. Gene Ontology annotation, molecular function: zinc ion binding. The transcript has a single exon. The coding region runs from base 58 to 498 and encodes 146 amino acids. NCBI's taxonomy places the organism in Eukaryota, Evosea, Eumycetozoa, Dictyosteliales, Dictyosteliaceae. The record is from RefSeq and is a predicted model, not a curated record.
CAAACGAACAUCGUAAUAAGUUCAUCAUACACAUUCGUAAUUGUAAUAAUAAUAAUAAUGGAAGAGUUAAACAGAGACCAAAUCUCGCAAUACAUUGGAAACGAUAUAAUUUAUAAAAUAGGCAAAGAGAAUUAUAAUAAUGGAUUGAUUCAAUUGGAAUUUGUUGGUAAAUAUUUAGUAAAGUCCAAAGUCAAUGAACAAACCAAAAAUAGGGUAAUGGUUGAAUUUAAAAAUGACGGUUUAAUAAAGAAAUCACUGUGCUCUUGUCUAGAAUACGAAUUUACAUCACCUUGUAGACAUGUAGUUGCCACUUGUUUAGAGUUAAUAGAUUACAUCAAGGAUCACCCCAAUAGAAUUAUAACCAAUAGUACUCUUUUGCAAGAAUUCCAAUUUACGAAAUCAAACGAACUAAGAGAUAUCCUCAAAGAGAUCUAUAUUGAUAACCCCUCCAUUUUUCUAUCAAAAUAUUAUAGCUUUGGUACCAAAAUAUUUAUAUGACCUGUCAAUAGGGCCAGAAUUAUUUAUUCAAUAGGAUAAUGUCACACUAUAUAGAUCAUAACAGAACAAACAUAUUAUAUAUUUAUUUAGCAACCACCUACAUACUGCUGCCACACGUCUCAGUAAUAGUCCAAGCAGAAUAGAAAUAAAAAAAUAAAUAAAGAUUAUUUAUAUAUAAAAUACAUGUACCGAUAUAUAUAUAAAUAUUUUAAUAUUGUAAAUAAUACUUUAUUUAUUAAUUUAU